GUAUCGAUUUGAUUUUCAAUCGAACUUUUAUCGCAUCCAUAGAACUCCUAGUUCGAUUAGGUUUGUAGCCCUGCCUGGAUAAAAAAAAAAACAUCGAUAUCGAUAAGCACGUGCUUUGUCAAUCCUUAAAAGAUUUUUAAGUGAGGAGGCUUUACCAACCGUGUGCGAAAUCUUGAAAAGAAAACUGUUUCUCGGUUUUUAUCAGAUUCUUCGAAUUCUUUACGGAAGAAGUUAAUCCCAUAUUACUGCAAGAUGAAAGCCUGGAGAGAUGUGGGUAUUACCUAUAUCCAGUAUUCCAACAUCGCAGCCCGAGUGGUGCGAGAGGCCCUGCGCAUUGAGCUCCGCGCAGACGCCGCCAAGCGAAACAUUAGCAUUGUGAAGUUCACUCCGUGGGUGAACGGAAAGCCUGUGCCGCGCAAGAAGGUAGAACGCGAUUCCGAAUAUUAGACGCCUUUGUGGCCCAUUUCGGUGAUUUCUACAACAUGUUCCAUCCAAAAUAACAGCUGCCACGAUUCUACAAUAACAUUUCAAAUAAAUCUGAAUCACUGAAAAA
Molecule: messenger RNA, 553 nt
Organism: Drosophila simulans
Lineage: Eukaryota; Metazoa; Arthropoda; Insecta; Diptera; Drosophilidae
Gene: ATPsynepsilonL
Product: protein stunted
Exons: 3
Coding region: 253-447 (64 amino acids)
Biological process (GO): proton motive force-driven mitochondrial ATP synthesis
Cellular component (GO): mitochondrial inner membrane
Molecular function (GO): proton-transporting ATP synthase activity, rotational mechanism
Source: RefSeq, a predicted model, not a curated record